CAAGGCCUAUGUGUAAGAAAUAUUUGUGGCCUUGAUUCUCCGACACAUGGCUCUGGUUUCGUGCUGCUCUCCACACUCUCUACUCUCUUCGAUUCCUUAUUCCUCUGCAAUUCUCUCUUCAACCAAGCCCUCAAGAAUUCAAAUUACAGCGACCUCCCCGCCUUCAUCAUUUCCCAUGGAUCACCAUGACAAGAAGCGGAGAAAUCUGACGGACUUUCCGUACGUGUCGGCCGCGCACAGGAAUCUAAUGAUUAAUCUCAUAUCAACGGUGGAGAAUCGCCUUGGUUCCCACCUCCUUCCUUGUUCUCUCCCUCCAGAUGUACAGUACUUCGAGAACCAGACUCGGACUGCUCAAGCCUCUCUCCAGAUCCGACCCGGCCGUAAAUCUUCACUGAUUGACCUCAUUAUGGGAAGUUGGAUACACUGUGAGCUACCAAGUGGAGCAUUGAACAUAACAAGCUUUUCAGCCUAUCUAACGGCUUUAACAGAUGCACCAAAUUUCUUAUUCGAGCUCAUUGUGAGUAGCCCGACAUCACUAGUUCUCAUUCUUGAUUUGUCUCCUCGAAAGGACCUUGUUCUUCAUCCAGACUACCUUCAGACUUUCUAUGAAGACACCCGCCUGGAUGCACAAAGACAAACACUGGAAAAACUCCCAGAGGUGCAACAAUACAUCUCAUCUUCUCUUUUCAUCCGCUGUGCAUGCUCCCCCACAGCCAUAAUGAUUAAAGUUGACGCCGGUGAACAUGGGUCAAACCGAAUGGAGGAAAUCAUAGAGGAUAAUAUUGCUGUCGCUGCAGAAGAAGUGCUAGGAAUCUGGCUGAAUCAAUGUGCUUGUGUAGAAAGAGAUAUAGGAGAAUCAGAAGGAGGUGAAUUGGAAACCAGAGAUAGGAUGUUUAGAAACAAGACCAUCGAGGUCGAUCUAGGCUCGAGCUUUCCACGGUUGUUUGGACCUGAUAUUGCAAACAGAGUUUUGGAAGCGAUGAGGAAUGCUUUUAGAGUGUAAUGUGGUAAAAAUUAAAAAUAUUUUACUGUAAUUUUAUAUUAAUUCAAUUUUUAUCAUUUUAUAUAAAUUUUUUUAAAUAU
This is a messenger RNA of Carica papaya (papaya), 1083 nucleotides long. It is a transcript of the gene ACD2, whose product is annotated as accelerated cell death 2 (ACD2). Gene Ontology annotation, molecular function: red chlorophyll catabolite reductase activity. Gene Ontology annotation, biological process: chlorophyll catabolic process. Gene Ontology annotation, cellular component: chloroplast. Lineage: Eukaryota; Viridiplantae; Streptophyta; Magnoliopsida; Brassicales; Caricaceae. The record is from RefSeq and is a predicted model, not a curated record.